AUGCCGACGGAGGAUUCAAACAUGGCUCACAAAGAAGUGGAAGCGCAAGCGGAAGCGGAGUCACCUAUGGACGCUACCACCGGUCUCUUUUCUAGUAGAAGCUGCUGCUUCUGCAUCCCCUGCUUCGGCUCCAGCCGAUCAUCCACCGUCGGACUGGCGUGGUGGGAGAAGAUGCGGACGGCCCAGAACGAAGACACCUGGUGGGGACGGAGCCUGAGAAGUUUCAAGAAAGUCCGGGAGUGGUCGGAGCUUGCUGCCGGGCCUAGAUGGAAGACUUUUAUCCGGCGAUUCAACAAGACCAGAAGCGGAGGGGCCAGGCACGGGAAAUUCCAGUACGAUCCGCUCAGUUACUCUCUGAACUUCGACGAAGGCGCAGGACACAACGGUAGUUCGGACGACGAUCGUGGCUACGAAUUUACCGCCCGGUACGCCUCAGUAUCAUUAUCGUCAAAGUCGUCAAUGGAAGAUAAGGAUGCAAUCACACUCACGUGACCGGAUUGGGCGGAGGAGGCUGCGUGGGGCUAAGGAGCGCCGGUAGGUCGAUGUGGUGGGGGAGGAGCGUCAACGUCAUGAAUCGUGUAUGAGCUGAAAGCUUGACUUUGUGACGUGAACAGGCUUUUGAUCCCAGUCAUCACUCAUCAUAACAAGUUUCUGUUCCAUUUUUUUUUUUAAAAAAAAAUAAAAAAAUAUAUAGUCGUUUUGUUUGUUUUCCGAAAGCAGCUGUGGUGUACAAAACAGUGGCGAAUCAUCGAAUAGAAGAAUCCUUUAGAAGCAAAGGGUGUAGGUUGGCUUUUCGUAUUAAAAUAUUUGUUUUUUGUUUGCUUGGUAAUAAGGACCUUUGGUGGUAUACAAAUUGGUUUUGAAAUCAGUGGAAACACAUAUUGGAAGCA
This is a messenger RNA of Vitis vinifera (wine grape), 890 nucleotides long. RefSeq lists its product as uncharacterized. Lineage: Eukaryota; Viridiplantae; Streptophyta; Magnoliopsida; Vitales; Vitaceae. The record is from RefSeq and is a predicted model, not a curated record. The coding region runs from base 1 to 492 and encodes 163 amino acids. The transcript has a single exon.